GAACCGUCGGCCAUGCCUAGAUCCGUGUUUACCAUCCCCAAUUCCGGCGUAUUUUUCAAGCUACUGUCGGGGCCUAUAUAUUCGAAAACCUUCCCCAUAAACCUUUUUCCUUCUUGAAUCCUCCUUUUAUAUACGAUUGCUUCGAUUCUUCUCCUUCCUUCAAAUCUUUUCACUCUUCUCAAUGGCGGAUAGCAGCGAAACAAUUCCGGAGUCCAAAAUCAGUGGACGGUGGGCCGACGAAGCUGACAAAGAAGCUGCAGGAACCUCCGAGGAAGUUGAAAUCGAUGCAUUAGCGAUCGAUGAGUCCAAGAAAGUUAAAAACGACCUUACAGAUCCGGACGACUCGUCCAUCGAAGCUGUCACAUCGGGGGACACUCCUUACGCAUCAGCAAAGAAGUUUGAGGACUUGAAUUUGUCUUCCGAACUGUUGAAGGGUUUAUACGUAGAAAUGAAAUUUGAGAGACCUAGCAAGAUCCAAGCAAUCAGCUUGCCGAUGAUUCUGACUCCACCAUUCAAGAAUUUGAUUGCUCAAGCCCACAAUGGUUCGGGAAAGACCACUUGCUUUGUUCUUGGUAUGUUGAGCCGUAUGGACCCAAAGCUCUCGGCUCCUCAGGCUCUCUGCAUCUGCCCCACUCGCGAACUAGCAAUUCAGAAUAUGGAAGUAUUGUUGAAGAUGGGGAAAUUCACAGGGAUAACAUCAGAAUUAGCUAUCCCAGCAGAUAGUGCCAGCUUCGUACCAAUCUCAAAGAGACCUCCUGUUACAGCACAUGUGGUGAUUGGAACACCUGGUACAAUAAGUAAGUGGAUAACAGCAAGGAAACUGAGCAUGAGUUUCAUGAAGAUUCUUGUGUUUGAUGAGGCAGACCACAUGUUAGCUGAGAGCGGGUUUAAGGAUGACUCUGUAAAAAUUAUGAGAGCAAUAGUUCAGAGCAGCCCUGAUUGCCAGGUUCUCCUGUUUUCUGCCACAUUUGAUGAUGCAGUCAGGGCUUUUGUGGAUAAAAUAAACAAGGACAUCUUUAACAGAGAUUAUAAUCAAAUGUUUGUGAAAAAGGAAGAACUAUCGCUGGAGUCUGUGAAGCAGUACAAGGUCCAGUGUCCAGAUGAGCUUGCAAAAGUCAUGGUUGUUAAGGAUAAAAUCCUUGAACUAGGAGAAAAAGUGGGUCAGACAAUCAUAUUUGUUCGAACACGCAACAGUGCUAGUGCACUGCAUCAGAGUUUAGUUAAUUUUGGCUACGAGGUUACAACUAUUCAAGGCGCUUUAAAGCAAGAAGACCGUGACAAGAUAAUCAAAGAGUUUAAAGAAGGACUGACACAAAUUCUAAUAUCAACUGAUGUACUUGCUCGGGGUUUUGACCAGUCACAGGUUAACUUGGUAGUCAAUUAUGAACUCCCGGUCAGAUUUAACAAUUUGUCAGAGCCAGAUUACGAGGUGUACCUUCAUCGGGUUGGUAGAGCAGGCCGUUUUGGCCGCAAAGGUGCUGUGUUUAACUUACUUUGCGGUGAUAGAGACAGGAGGGUGAUGGAAAAGAUUGAGAGUUACUUUAACUGCCAAGUAGCUGAGGUGGGAUCGUGGAACAGUGAUGAAGACUUCGAGGAUGCACUUAAAAAAGCGGGGCUGAUCUGAUGGCAUGCUACGCUCUCAGUCAAUUGAUUUCCAACUUCUCAAGUGGCUCUGUUUUUUUGUUCCUAAAGCCGGGCAUCACGCGGCAGAAAGGGGUGAGAAUUAUGGUAGUUUCGAGUCUUCUGAUCUAAAUUUGGAAGAAUGACAGAAGAAGUCCGACCUUUCCAAUUUUGUACCGAGAACAGAAAUGGAGUAUUUAUGGUACUCGAUAUUAAAAGUGAGUUGUGCUGGUGGUGAUUUACGAUGCUGGUCAAGUGGUUGUGAUAAAGACGUAUAAGAUUCGGGAUUUCCAAUUUCUGAUUCUGGGCUUUUGUCCAUAGCUGUUUAGGCUCAUGUAAUUUAAUGACGAGGAAAUAUGGAGGAGGUUGCAGCUGCUGAAGUGUACGGUAUGGAAUUCCAUGUAUAAUAAGGUUGUCUUGCAACAGCUCCAAUAUUAAUAUUAUUGCAAAAGGAUUAAAAAGAAAAUGGAAAAUGGAAAACAACCUAUAGAUCUCAUCUGCUGUGUAAUACAAGAUCUUUUGUAUACUUCUGAUUG
This is a messenger RNA of Coffea arabica (coffee), 2156 nucleotides long. RefSeq names its product DEAD-box ATP-dependent RNA helicase 38. Gene Ontology annotation, molecular function: ATP binding; nucleic acid binding; RNA helicase activity. Lineage: Eukaryota; Viridiplantae; Streptophyta; Magnoliopsida; Gentianales; Rubiaceae. The record is from RefSeq and is a predicted model, not a curated record.